AUGUUUGGUUUAACCACUGACUCUGUAUGCUUAAAUUAUUUUGUUAAAAUCUCUAGGACUGGGAAAAAUGGCACAAUAUCAGUGCGAGCUCUGGAUGGUCCUAAAGCCAGCAUUGUGCCAGCCACAUUCAGUGCUGUCUCUCCACCUGGAUACACCAUUCUGGAUGUAGAUGCUAAUGCCAUGCUGUUUGUUGGUGGUUUAACUGAAAAAAUAAAGAAGUCAGAUGCUGUGAGAGUCACCACCUUCACUGGCUGCAUGGGUGAAACCUUUCUAGACAGCAAACCCAUAGGACUGUGGAAUUUCAGGGAUAUCGAGGGUGACUGCAAAGGAUGUGCCGUCAGCCCACAGAUGGCAGACGGCGAAGGGACGGUCCAGUUCGAUGGUGACAGCUAUGCCAUGGUGAGCCGCCCAAUCCGCUGGAACCCCAAUAUUUCCACAGUCAUGUUCAAAUUCAGGACCUUCUCCUCGAACGCCCUGCUGAUGUAUCUUGCUACUGACGACUUGAAGGAUUUCAUGAGUGUAGAACUCAGUGGUGGGCGUAUAAAAGUCAGCUAUGAUCUGGGUUCAGGUACAGCUUCUGUUACCAGCAACCGAAAUCAUAAUGAUGGCAAAUGGAAAUCUUUCACCCUGUCAAGAAUUCAAAAGCAAGCCAACAUAUCAAUUGUAGACAUAGACACCAACGAAGAAGACACCAUAGCAACAACUUCUACAGGCAGCCACUUUGGGCUCAACUUAAAAGGGCAUGAGAAAAUAUAUUUUGGGGGAUUGCCAACCCUGAGAAAUCUAAGUAUGAAAGCAAGGCCUGAAGUGAACUUAAAGAAAUAUACAGGUUGCCUCAAAGAGAUUGAAAUUUCAAGGACACCGUAUAAUAUAUUGAGCAGUCCUGAUUUUGUUGGUCUAACCAAAGGAUGCACACUAGAGAAUAUUUAUACAGUUAGCUUCCCUAAGCCAGGUUUUGUGGAACUGCAGCCUGUCUCCUUUGAUAUGGGCACAGAAAUCAACCUCUCCUUCAGCACCAAGAAUGAGUCUGGAAUCAUCUUGUUUGGCACAAGUGGCACAGUUGUCCCCCCCAGGAGAAAGCGCAGACAGACGGGACAGGCCUACUAUGCAGUGUUCCUGAACAGAGGUCGACUAGAAGUGCAUAUCUCCACUGGGAUACGGGAUCCCCACAGAAUCACCAUCAAACCAGAAGCUGGCAAGUUUCACGACGGCAGAGCACACUCCAUCCGGAUAGAACGAGCUAAAGGGAUGUUCACUGUUCAAGUAGAUGAAGACAAAGGCCAGACUCAGAGAUUGCCAACAGACCAGCCCAUCUCUGUAAAGAAACUCUUUGUGGGGGGUACUUCUUCUCAGUUUCAGACUGCACCUCUCAGAAACAUACCACCGUUUGAGGGCUGUAUAUGGAAUCUUGUCAUUAAUGCCACCCCCAUGGACUUUGCUCAACCCGUGUCCUUUGAAAAUGCAGAUAUUGGCCGAUGUCCCUCUCUAGAACCAGAAGUUAGGCCACCUGAGGAUGAAGAUAAGCCAAUCCACACAACAGUCCUGAUCCAACCUGAACCAGAUGCUAAUGGGGAGAAAGCAACACCAGGGACAACUCCUGCUUCCCCUCCUCUUCCAACACCAUCUCCGUCUUCAGCACUUGAUUCGCUUGCCACUGAAAUGAAGAGCGCCAGCAUCACUUCUGCAUUUGACUCCAUGACGGAUUCCUGUGCUGCUGACACAGAACCAGCCAUUUUGGAAGGUGGCAAGCAAUUUGGUCUUUCAAGGAACAGCCACAUUGCAGUUGCAUUUGAUGACACCAAAGUGAAAAACAGACUUACAAUCGAAUUUGAAGUCCGAACAACAGCUGAUUCUGGCUUGCUGUUUUAUAUGGCCCGUAUCAACCAUGCUGAUUUUGCUACGGUUCAGAUAAAGAAUGGACUGCCUUACUUCAGCUAUGAUCUGGGGAGUGGAGACACCAGAACAAUGAUUUCCAACAAAAUAAAUGAUGGCCAGUGGCACACGAUAAAAGUCAUUCGAACCAAACAAGAAGGAAACCUUAUAGUAGAUGAUGUUUCAAACAGGACUGUUAGCCCCAAGAAGGCUGAUAUAUUGGAUGUUGUAGGAAUGCUCUACGUUGGAGGAUUGCCCAUUAACUACACAACUAGAAGAAUUGGUCCGGUCACCUAUAGCAUCGAUGGCUGCAUCAGAAAUUUUAAAAUGACAGAAUCACCUGUUGACCUGGAUAAUCCAACUUCCAGCUUCAGUGUUGGAAAAUGCUUUGUCACUGCACAGAAAGGAACCUACUUCGAUGGAACAGGCUUUGCCAAAACAGUUGGUGCAUAUAAAGUGGGAACAGACCUGCUCGUGGAAUUUGAAUUCCGUACAACACGAAUGAACGGAGUUCUCCUAGGAGUCAGCAGCCAGAAAAUGGAUGGGCUUGGCAUUGAAUUAGUAGAUGGAAAAGUGAUGUUUCACGUUGACAAUGGUGCAGGCCGAUUCUCUGCUAUCUAUGAACCCGAUGCACCAGGCAGCUUGUGUGAUGGACAGUGGCACAAGGUUCUUGCAAACAAGAUCAAACACCGUUUAGAGCUGACUGUGGAUGACAGACAGGUGGAUGGUAACAGCCCAAACAGGGCCUCAACCUCAGCAGACACUAACGACCCUGUCUUUGUUGGAGGAUAUCCUGAUGGUGUGACCCAGUUUGGGCUGACCACUAAUAUCCGUUUUAAAGGAUGUAUUCGAUUUCUGAAGCUCACCAAGGGUACUGCUAAACCUCAAGAGAUUAACUUCAGCAAAGCUUUGGAGCUGAAGGGUGUUCAACCACUGUCAUGCCCUGUAAACUAACUGUCGUUCAACUGGUAUGGCUCUGUUUAUAUAAGCACCUCAGAUUAAAAAAAAAGAAAAAAAAAAUCUACAUAUACAUUGUAUUAAUAAUAAAAUGCCUUUAUGC
Molecule: messenger RNA, 2932 nt
Organism: Pelecanus crispus (Dalmatian pelican)
Lineage: Eukaryota; Metazoa; Chordata; Aves; Pelecaniformes; Pelecanidae
Source: RefSeq, a predicted model, not a curated record